Molecule: messenger RNA, 1044 nt
Organism: Encephalitozoon hellem ATCC 50504
Lineage: Eukaryota; Fungi; Microsporidia; Unikaryonidae
Product: diphthamide synthase subunit DPH2
Exons: 1
Coding region: 1-1044 (347 amino acids)
Biological process (GO): protein histidyl modification to diphthamide
Molecular function (GO): 2-(3-amino-3-carboxypropyl)histidine synthase activity
Source: RefSeq, a predicted model, not a curated record
AUGGUGGUGCUCGAGCAAAAAGAGAUCCCCGAGUGCCAGAGGUAUCUUCCAAAGAACUACAACUUCGAGAUGAGGAAGGUGCUGAGAACGAUUGAAAGGAUAGGGGCAAGGAAGGUGACGUUGCAAUUCCCCGACGGGCUCUUGAAGUAUUCUUUUGUAAUAAUAGAUAUUAUAGAGAAGUAUACCAGUGCAGAGUGUGUAAUUCUUAACGAUGUUGUCUACGGAGGGUGCUGUGUAGAUGACGAGAGCAUUGCAUCUGACCUCCUUAUACACUAUGGGCAUUCGUGUCUUGUGCCGGUGGGAGAGAUGAAUACAAAGGUUCUCUAUGUCUUUGUGGAUAUCAGAAUAGAUAUAGACCAUGCAGCUGAGAUGAUAAGAAGGAACUUUGAGGGGAAGAUAGGGGUGAUAGGGACCAUCCAAUACAACUCGAGUAUAAACAAGUUGCGAAGGAUUCUUAACGAAGAGAAGAAUGGUGUUGAGUGCAUUCUUCCACAAGUGAGACCCUUGAGUAGUGGAGAGGUGUUAGGAUGUACGUCUCCGCGGAUAGAGGGUGUUUCGGCAGUUAUUUCUGUAGGAGAUGGAAGAUUCCACUUGGAGGGGGCAAUGAUAAGAAACCCGCAUCUGAAGUUCUACAAGUACUGCCCAUUCAGUAGGAGGAUGACACAGGAGUUCUAUGACCACGGCACAAUGAUGAGGGACAGGAAGUCGGAGAUCAGUAAGGCAUUCAAUGGAAGAUCGUUUGGGGUGAUACUAGGGUCUCUUGGAAGGCAGGGGAAUAAAAGCAUCUUAAGAAGUGUGACGAGCAGGCUAAAGGAUUACGAUCUUUAUCUCAUAAUGCUUGACGAAAUAAGCCCCAAGAAGCUUGAGAGAUAUGACUUCAUAGAUAGCUUUGUCCAAAUAUCAUGCCCCAGACUUAGUAUAGACUGGGGGAAAUCAUUCAAAAGGCCUUUGCUGUCCCCUUUUGAAGUGUUCUACCAAGGUGGAGAGUACUUGAUGGACUACUACUCAAAAGAGGGGAAAGGCGAAUGGAAGAACUACAGAUAG